Anneissia japonica is the source of this 2746-nucleotide messenger RNA. Its product is annotated as WD repeat-containing protein 41-like. Gene Ontology annotation, biological process: regulation of autophagy. The coding region runs from base 117 to 1355 and encodes 412 amino acids. Gene Ontology annotation, cellular component: lysosomal membrane. The transcript is spliced from 10 exons. The record is from RefSeq and is a predicted model, not a curated record. Lineage: Eukaryota; Metazoa; Echinodermata; Crinoidea; Comatulida; Comatulidae. Gene Ontology annotation, molecular function: protein binding.
UCGUAGUUGCAUUGCAGCAGGUUGCAGUGCAGAGCGAGAUAUGUAUAGGUAACUUGGCCUGGGCUUAGCGAAGGGAUGGUGUAAAUUACGACCAAUUUAAAUGAAAAAUAACAAUCAUGGCCCUGUUUUGGAGGUCUGGGCGUAGUGAAUCUCUGCAUCAUAAACAUAAGAAUACAGUGCCAGUGGUGGAAAACAACCAGCAGUUAAAUCCAUUCACCGAAAUUAAUGUCUUCACAGACCACACAGAUAUAGUGCGACACUUAUUACAAGUUGAUGCUACAAGAACCACAGACUUAACGGCUGGUAAAAUAACUGAUUGUUUAGUCAGUAUUCCAUCAAGUAAUUUGUUUUGUUCAGCAUGUGAACAGCUAUGUUUAUGGAACUCUGAUUGGGAAAUUGAACAUAGGAUUAAACCAAACGAAGAUGUACAAAUCAACCAUGUGUUACAGCUGUCAGACAACAGGCUUGUUGUGUCUGUUGCUAGUGAACUAAUGGUGUAUAAAGUGGUGUCAAGUGUGGGACAAGAUACCGGUUUCCAGUUACAAUUGCUUAAGAACUGCUUGCCACCGCACCGUGAGAACAUAAGAUGUCUUGUAAAUAUUUCGGAUAGUUGCUUUGGCAGUGCUUCUCUUGAUGGUGCUAUACGUGUAUGGGCCACACGUGCCUUAAAUUACACACAAGAAUUUAACCAGGUUGAAGACUACAAAGUUCACUGCAACUAUCCACACAGCGUGCAGUAUCUUCUACCAAUGCAGGAGCGUUACCUUUUCGCUGCAAUAGCCAGUGGAUUUUCUCUGUAUGAUGUCUUCACAGGAAAUUGCUUGGUGCAUAUGCUGAACGCACACUACUCAUCCGUCACGUCUCUAUCAAUGGUAUAUGGAGGUGAAUUCUUAGCAACUUCCUCAGAAGAUGGAACAAUAAGGCUUUGGAGCUCAUAUGAGAAGAGCAUUCCAGCAAGUGACUUAAGUGUAAGCUCAGACCCUGUGUUCCAGAGGGAAAUAAGCAGCUUUUUUCAGACAACUAGGCCAUCAGCUAAGCAUGGAAGGCAGACGUAUCAGCCAAGUUUGCUAGGGGAAUGUGUUGCGCACUCAGGGGGGAUCAACACGUUUCUGGACUACGGUCAGGAAGGACUUGUUUCCUGUGGUGCUGACUCCCUGCUCAUUUUGUGGAAGGAUGGUGUAAGACAGUCCUGUAAAAGAAAUAAACUCAUAAGAGAAAAUUUGUUCUUGAAUGGAUUUAAAGAUGAUUGCUACAGAACACUAAAUACAGGGCUGGAAAAAGUGCAUGACCAGGCGACCGACAGUCAUAGGCAGCAUGAGUCUCCCGGAGGCAUUUGGGGGGUGGGGGGAAUUUAAAGAAAUAAGCUAUUGGGCUACAGAUAACAUUUGGGACUGGAGGAAUUUUAUCACAACUUUCAUGGGUGGAGACACAAAAAAUUAUUUACCAGGCCUAAAUAAAUAUAUUGGAAAUAAGAACUACAGUACAUCGGAGAGCACAGUCCUAUUCGAAAAUAUGUCACACCCCUAGUUUUGACAUGGAAGGUGCAGACGUUGUCAAGGAAUUGUGCCUGCUGUACUCUGGUCUAGUGAAAGUCCAGUGCUCUCUGCAAUGUUAAACUUAAGAAGAAAAUGUGGCUGCUGCAAUUUGUAAUGGCUGCAUACAGGCUGGGUAUUCAUUUCCACUUUAUUUCAUAGAAAUACUUACUAUUUAUGUGUAUAAUACACAUGUAUUUUAUGUCAAGCACUGACAAAGACCACAGGAGCCCAAAUAUUCAUUUCAAUAAAUGUUAGUGUAUCUAAUGUCAACAUUUUACGUCUCUGACUUUGUGUCACCGUUACGCAGUACUAUAAACGUAUAUAUGUAUAUAAUCUCCAGCGCUUCUAUUACCCUUCGGACAUUCAAAUUGAUAUUAGGGUGCAAGAUCUCCCAAGAAUUGGGAGAUAGUAUAGGUCUUUUGUUGGCUGUUGCUUUGUAACAUACGAUGUUAGUCCACUGAUGAAGCCCUAACCGGCGAAACAUUUGGAAAAAACCUGAAGUUUACAACAUAUUAUGCCUUUGAAGUCUUCUUUGUUCAUAUUCAACCAAGGCAUGGGAUCAAUAUUGUAUUCAUCAUAUAUAUAUAUAUAUAUUUAUUAAUAUAAUAAGUCUUUUAAUGUAUUGUAUUUUUUUUUAAAUUUGUACAUUAUAUUGAUUGUGAAAUACAGUAUUGAUGAUGAUGAUGACAAUCAAAAGUCUUGCUACUUUUAACUACUUCCAAUAGUAGUGCAAUCAUUGCUAAUCUGCAAGUUAUAGUUAUGGUAAUGGUGUUGCUGAAUAGGAAGCAAUUUGAUUUGAUUUGUAUUAGCAACGAUGAAGAUGACAUGGUGGUGAUGAUGAUAAAAAUUAUGAAUAAGCACGUUAUUUUUGCAGAAUAGUAUUAUGAAAGUGUAUUCAAUUUAUAAGGAAUUAUUCAUGAAAAUGAAAAAUAACAAAUACUUUAUUUAAUUUAAGAUGUUUAAUGUUGUAUAAUUUUAAAUAAUGUAUUGUUUAAUAGCUAAUAUUUAUAUUGUGAUAGAGUUUUAUCAAAUUUUUAUUCAAGUGUUUUAACUUAAUUAUAUAUAUUUUUUAAUUGAUAUUAGGCUUAAUCAGAUGUGCCAUCACUUUCGUUUAAUAUUGAAUAUACAGUAUCAUCACCAUUGUUGUGUAGUACUACAGUAUUUUGUGAAUUGGACAAUAAAAUACUAUUGAAUAAGCUGGCUAAUUCAGA